Messenger RNA from Aspergillus thermomutatus, 1011 nucleotides. RefSeq lists its product as uncharacterized. The transcript has a single exon. Lineage: Eukaryota; Fungi; Ascomycota; Eurotiomycetes; Eurotiales; Aspergillaceae. The coding region runs from base 1 to 1011 and encodes 336 amino acids. The record is from RefSeq and is a predicted model, not a curated record.
AUGUGUACAUUCAGUUCCUUGAAACAAGGAGGCAAUCAAAGGACACGGAAGGAAAGCAUCAAUCUAGCACAGCACGAGCGCCAGCUAGACUUCUUGAUCCAGCCAUCGGCUUCUUUGGCCACCGAUGACACCAGUCAGGAACAGAUGUGCUCAAACCAGCGGUCUUCACUCCCACCGGACGGCAGAUAUGAUAGUGGGCAAGGACAAGGACAGAAGCUGCUUCCAGAACUUUCAACAGACAUUCCACCAAACUUUGACCCGUCUUUUCUAGCGAGAUUGAGUCAGCAAAUAAGCGACCAGGAUGGGGAUGCUCUCUCCGACCUUACUCUCUCACCGUUUCCUUUCUUCUCCACAUCUGGAAAUCUUCUAUCACAGCCAGUAAACUCAGGAGGCAAGCUACCACAUCACCUCUCAUCUACUAGAAAAUCCCUAGAUUUGCCUGUCUUUGAGAUCGGCACUACGGCUACUUCCACAUCCCUACACACCUCCGCCCUAUUCUUACCUCAAACACCACCCACACAAUCAUGCCAGUGCCUGGCUGCAGUCGUUUUUGCCGUCGAAGAAUUCGAGACCAGCUGCAACACCGAGAACCGAGCCGAACUCGACUCCAUAAUCGCAUACCAGAAAAAAGCCAUCAAGUGCUGUCGUUCGAUGAUCAACUGCACCAGCUGUACAAGCAAGAGGGAGAAUUUCGUCCUGCUGGUCUUUAUCACGGAGAAAAUCGUCGCGGUCUGUGGGCAAAUCGUUGUGCUGUAUAGCAUGAAAAAUGGCACACCCGGCACCCAGGCUGCUUCAGGACGAUCAUCGUUGCGGGGCUACGAUCGCCUUCUUGAGGAUUGGGAUUUCGACACAUCCGCCUCUUCCUCUUCAUCCGGCUCACUCAAGCCAGCGUCUACACGCAUGUUGUCGGAUUGGCGAGAACUCCUUCUGGGUGACUACGAGGUCAGUUCGCAGCUGGAAUGGGAGGGCGGUGAUGGAGUUGUUGGCGGAUAUGAAGAAGGUGGGUGGUGA